CGGCUCUUGUGACUGACGCACUGUGGAGCGUUGACAACGCGGCUACGUCGUGUGAGUGUCUUGGGAUCAACUUGUGUGAACCAAGCAUGUGCUAUGUUGUCCCCGGCUGGCACGGGGUUAUGCCGCGACGCCACCGCCUGCUGCCGCUUUGGUGCACUUUUUGCGUUCCUGCUGCUUCCCGUCAUCUCUUACAGCAGCGGUGCCGUUGUCAAGAGGGCGGCUGACAUUGUUAUCGUGGUCGAUGGCGCCGCAAGCGACAGACCGCUCCGGUCUCGAGGUCUGUACUCUGCCUGUACUCACCAGAACAACUGCACGGACUACAAUGCCGUCUGCAAUUUCACCUUACGAAUAUGUGUGUGUCCCCGAGGCUACAGGAAGAAUGACUAUUUUUGCAUGUAUAUGGGUGGCUCACCGGACAACGUUGGCAUCUACCAGGUGACUCUUGUGGUGGCUGCCGUCUUCAUGGUUGUAGUAUUCUCGGUCUUUGUCGCUUGCGUUGUUAAAAGGACGUGCGAGCGCUCCAGAGACCUUGCAGAAAGAAUGCGCGAGUUGUCCGCAGAUGUGUACACGGUCCCUGCUGAAUUCGAAGGCUUGGAGAGGCCGCCUUCUUAUACGGACAUCGUCAAGAUCGACAACAUGGUGUACGGUGUGCCCCCGCCCGACUACUCGACGGUGAGUCCUUCGCCGGACGUCGAAGCCCCAGCGCCGUCGCUGCCUCCACGCAGGAUAUCCCUGUCAGCGCUUUUGUGGCAGGCGGCUGCUCGAAGACAGACGCCGAAUGCGGUUGAGUGCUCUGUUGCGCACGCCGAUUCUGGCGGAAGCUGUGCCACCUGAGCGCUUGGCCCCGCCAUGCACUUCGCGCCUCCUUGGACGUGUACGACCCUCCGGAGAUACUGCUGAUGAAGACACUAGACAGUGAUAGUUUGACUGGACAGACUUGACAGUUUUGUGCGACAUGCUGUCCAUAGCCUUCAAGCACGUACUUUGACAACCACGCUCAUGCGCUCUGUAUAUAACAGACGUGGCAAGUUUGGGUGAUGAUCCCGCGUACGACUACUGAUGAAUCAUUUUAGUAACUUCAGUUAACCAUUGCUCACAUGACACGAGCUGAACCAUUGUUACUAACAUCAGAGAGUGACAGAGGUCGUUAGUCGACUGCGUACAGAACGCUUGGCCGUCGAGUGAUGAGGUGUCGAUGACUCAAUCGAUUUGUAGUGUACCAUUUCCGUCACAAGUCAGACUUCAAAUUUCGUGGCUCUGAUUCAUUUGCCAGUGCAUACUAUGCACGGUUCACGUUGUGGAUUUUUAUUUAGGUCGCAAUGUGAGCCUGCUCGUUGUUUAUUUUAAGCCAUUUCGCAGCGCAGUUGUAAUUGAAGAAAACUGGAAACACAUUGGAAAUGAUUCCGCAUUGUGAAAUACAGAGAAUUAUACAGAAUUUUACAAGUUCA
This is a messenger RNA of Dermacentor andersoni, 1448 nucleotides long. RefSeq lists its product as uncharacterized. The record is from RefSeq and is a predicted model, not a curated record. NCBI's taxonomy places the organism in Eukaryota, Metazoa, Arthropoda, Arachnida, Ixodida, Ixodidae.